Molecule: messenger RNA, 861 nt
Organism: Colletotrichum orchidophilum
Lineage: Eukaryota; Fungi; Ascomycota; Sordariomycetes; Glomerellales; Glomerellaceae
Product: short chain dehydrogenase
Exons: 3
Coding region: 1-861 (286 amino acids)
Cellular component (GO): intracellular anatomical structure
Molecular function (GO): oxidoreductase activity, acting on NAD(P)H, oxygen as acceptor
Source: RefSeq, a predicted model, not a curated record
AUGAACGCCUCUUUUUUCCCCAUUCUCCCAAACCACAUCAACACCACAUAUCCCUUCAACAUGCCUCAGUCCAUUCCCACCGCGUCCCGUCUUCUGGACCUCUUCAGCCUCAAGGGCAAGGUCGUCGUUGUCACGGGUGCCUCUGGCCCCCGUGGCAUGGGUAUCGAGGCCGCCCGCGGAUGCGCCGAGAUGGGCGCCGACCUGGCCAUCACCUACUCUUCCCGCAAGGAGGGCGCCGAGAAGAACGCCGCCGAGCUCGAGAAGGAGUACGGCGUCAAGGUCAAGAUCUACAAGCUCAACGUCAGCGACUACGCCCAGGUCGAGGCGACCACCAAGCAGAUCAUUGCCGACUUUGGCAAGAUUGAUGCCUUCAUCGCCAACGCCGGUGCCACCGCCGACGCCGGCAUCAUUGACGGCUCCAAGGAGGCCUGGGACCACGUCAUCCAGAUCGACCUCAACGGCACCGCGUACUGCGCCAAGGCCGUCGGCGCCCACUUCCGCGAGCGCGGCUCCGGCUCCUUUGUCAUCACCGCCUCCAUGUCCGGCCACAUUGCCAACUACCCCCAGGAGCAGACCUCGUACAACGUCGCAAAGGCCGGCUGCAUCCACAUGGCCCGCUCCCUCGCCAACGAGUGGCGCGACUUUGCCCGCGUCAACUCCAUCUCGCCGGGCUACAUUGACACGGGCCUGUCCGACUUUGUCGAGCAAAAGGUCCAGGACCUGUGGAAGAGCAUGAUCCCCAUGGGCCGCAACGGCGACGCCAAGGAGCUCAAGGGCGCCUACGUCUACCUCGUCUCCGAUGCUAGCACCUACACCACCGGUGCCGACAUUGUCAUUGACGGCGGCUACACCUGCCGGUAA